Messenger RNA from Armigeres subalbatus, 1686 nucleotides. It is a transcript of the gene E2f2, whose product is annotated as transcription factor E2F5. Gene Ontology annotation, biological process: regulation of transcription by RNA polymerase II. Gene Ontology annotation, cellular component: RNA polymerase II transcription regulator complex. Bases 262 to 1323 code for a protein of 353 amino acids. Lineage: Eukaryota; Metazoa; Arthropoda; Insecta; Diptera; Culicidae. The record is from RefSeq and is a predicted model, not a curated record. The transcript has 3 exons. Gene Ontology annotation, molecular function: DNA-binding transcription factor activity, RNA polymerase II-specific; RNA polymerase II cis-regulatory region sequence-specific DNA binding.
GUCGUCACUGUGUGCAUCUAAUGGCGGAAUUUUUUUCCGAAUCGGUUUCGUUCCGCAGUUUUUCGGGUUUUGUCCGCGAACUGGUCGUGUUUUCGGCCGUUUCUUCGAGAGAGAUCUAUCGCGUCACAUCCACCAACUAGAGGAAAAUGUUUCCGAAUUGCGUGUGAGUCAAAACAGUGAGUGUUGUGAAAGUAAAACCUUCAUAGUCUCCCCUACAUCAGGAAGGGUUGAGCGUGAGUGCAAUUGCAGAACAGUGCGGCAAUGGAAGUGCAAAACAGUAAAAAACGCCGCCCAGCUCCUUCGGUGGAGGAAGAUCUGGAUGCAUCCGGAUCAAAACGGCUUGAAAAAUCCCUGGCCAUGAUGACCGUGAAUGUGGUGGAUCUUCUAAAGAAGGCUCCAAAGGGAAUACUGAAUCUGGGCGAGGCAACUAAAAUAUUGGCAGUCCGCCAGAAACGACGAAUCUAUGAUGUGACCAAUGUCCUGGAAGGCAUUGGGUUGAUCGAAAAACAUGGGAAAAACAGCGUCAAGUGGCGGGGAGAUUCUUUCACUCCAGACCCACGUGAAGUUACACGCAAAAUGCGUCUGCUAAAGCAUGAACGCAGUUCUCUUCUGGCGUACGAAGCUAUCAUAGACGAGCGCGUGAAAAUAAUCCGCCAAUGUACGGACAUAGCCAGUCACAAUGAGUCUACUUCAUCGUAUGCCUAUGUCACUAGCGAAGACAUAACGGACGUAUUUGGUGUACAAACUACAAACAUUGUCGCGAGGAAACCAAGUGAACCCAUAUCGGUCAACAGCACAUCUGAAACUGUCAGUUUUUCGUCGUCCGAAGGUGUUUCGAUGGAUGUGAGAUUACUUCGCGAACCGAAUGGAACUUGCUUCAGUAGACCGAUUAGAAGGGCUAACGUACGGCGUAAGCAAAAUAAAGACCAAUAUAAACGGCUAGAAGCCUGCAAGUGGGAUAAAGAAAGUGCAAUACAGGUCCAGCAUGAGCUGGACUUAGAUUUGAGCGGAAAUUCGCAAAUAGAUAAGGCAGAACAUGAACAACUGGAGCAACGGUUGGAUGCUCAAAUUCUUCUCGGAAGUGAUCUCACUCGGUUAAGUCGAUUCCGCACCCAAGUUCUAAACCACGGUGCUACUCAGGAUGACAUCGAUUCACCGUUCGUUGCGCUACAACCUCCUGAGGGCUGUAACUACACUUUCUGCUUGGCGUCCAGUGAAGGUGUAUCCGAUCUCUUUGAUCUACCGUGUCCGUCCUCAAGUGGUACCCAGCAGCCUAGUCAGCCGAAAGUAACCAUCCCGAAGGAAAACCAAAAACUUGCUUGAGACGAAGAAAAUCCAUUAGUUUUAAAGUAGUUUUUGUUUAGCUGUAUCAUUGUUGUAGCUAUUGUGUGAGUCAACUUUUUCUUCCAACGUAAAUGCAAAAAUUCCAUGUUUAGAAUAUGUAUUUCGUGUCGUCCAUUUAUUACGUAAACACACAUGGUAAACUAAAACCAAUGCAAAAGCAUACAAAAAUUUAAACGCUAAGAUAAGAACAAAUAUUUAUUUUUGUUUUGUAACUGAUGGACGGUAAUUUCAAAUUUUAUUUGUAUAAAUCUUGACUGACACAUCACAAAUUAUUUUUAGUUUUUAUUUUAAAGCGCACCUUUAUAGUCAACUAAAAAAUAAAACAAUUAUUGUUGCUAUUAA